AGGAGCUAAAUUCAAUCCAACCCUAGUGCAAGCUGAGACUUCUUUCUGGAUGAUUAUGCAGGUCAAGAACUAUAAUUUGUAUACGGGUUGUAAUUUGGUAGAUUUAGUUUGUUAGAUUUGAGCUGCAUUUUACUAUGUCUGCAACGAAAAUCAUAGCUAUAUGCCAGUCAGGUGGCGAGUUUCAAACCGAUAGUGAUGGUUCCAUGUCGUAUCAUGGUGGAGAGGCAUAUGCUGUUGAUCUUGAUACCGACACGAAAGUUAUUGAUUUUAAACAAGACUUGGCAGACACGUUUGGAUAUAGCGUUGAUAACAUGUUGAUCAAGUAUUUUCUCCCUGGAAACCGAAAGACACCUAUCAUGAUAUCAAAAGACAAAGACCUUAAACGCAUGAUUAACUUCUUUUCUAAUGCCGAUCAAGUCGAUGUCUUUGUCGUGCCUCAAGAUGGCUGUCAGGGACUCAUAAAUGUCUCAAACGCGCCUGCUAGUAGGUCAAGCAGGACAACAGUCUCUGAUGCAAUUGUUCAUGUAUCUAGCCCAACUGAAACAAGCCAAAUAGAUAACCACCUGGAUGCAGAUGAAACUAACGCCUUGGUUAUAGAUAAGCCGGUGUCACCCUUGCAAUGUAUACUUGAUUCAAAUUGGGAAAAACUACAUAAUAAAGCUGCAACACAGUGGCAGAAUGCAAUCACUGGUGUGGAGCAAAGAUUUUCUAGUUUUGCUGAUUUUCGUGAAGCUCUCCAUAGAUUUUCAAUUGCUCAUGCUUUCCGUUACAAAUAUAAAAAAAGCGAUGAUCACCGUGUUAGUGUUAAGUGCAAAGCAGAAGGGUGCCCGUGGCGGAUAUAUGUUUCCAGAUUACCCACUACCCACUUAAUCCGCAUCAAAAAAAUGAUCCCUGAGCAUACAUGUAAUGGAAUGGCUGCAAAGGCUGGUUAUCGUGCUACAAAAGGAUGGGUAGGAAAUAUUAUAAAAGAAAAGUUAAAGAAUUCUUCAAACUACCGACCAAAGGAUAUUGUUGCUGACAUACAGCGGGAAUAUGGUGUUCAACUAAAUUAUUCACAAGCAUGGCGUGCAAAAGGAAUUGCUAAGGAGCAACUUCAAGGCUCAUACAAAGAAUCUUACUCCUUGCUCCCUUUAUUCUGUAACAAAAUAAUGGAAACGAAUCCUGGUAGUUUAGCUACAUUUGCUACAAAAGAGGAUUCAAGUUUCCAUCGUGUUUUUGUCUCGUUUCAUGCCUCUAUAUCUGGUUUUUUAAAUGGAUGUCGGCCUUUGAUAUUUUUGGAUGAUAUUCCUUUAGAUUCAAAGUACCAAGGGACUUUAUUAAUGGCCACUGCUGCUGAUGGGGAUGAUGGUGUAUUUCCAUUGGCUUUUGCUGUUGUUGAUGAUGAAACCGAUGAUAAUUGGCAUUGGUUCUUAUCCCAAUUGAAAAUUGCCGCUCCAAUAUCCCAACCGAUUACAAUCAUUGCUAAUUUUAAUAACGGCCUAAAAGAUGCCAUAGUCAACGUAUUUGGUGGAGACUGCUUUCAUGCUUAUUGUUUAAGAUAUGUCGCUGAGAAACUAAAUAAUGAUUUGAAGGGGCGGUUCUCACAUGAAGCCAGGCGCCUCAUGGUCCAAGACCUCUAUUCCGCUGCAUCUGCACCAAAGGUUGAAGUUUUCGAGCGAUAUACUCUAGAUAUAAAAGCUAUUUCACCCGAAGCAUAUGAUUUUGUACUUGGCAGUGAGCCACAACACUGGGCGAAUGUGUUCUUUGAUGGAAUGAGAUAUAAUCAUAUGACAUCUAAUUUUGGACAGUUGUUUUAUGAUUGGGUAGAAGAAGCAGUUGAGUUGCCAAUCACUCACAUGAUUGAUGUCUUGCGAGGGAAAUUAAUGGAGUUGAUUUAUACACGAAGGGUUGAUUCUAACAAAUGGACUACAACACUGACACCUUCUAUGGAAGAAAAGCUUAAGAAUGAGGCUUCAAAAGCUCAAUCAUUUCAAGUGAUGCCAUCACAUACUAGUGUGUUUGAGGUUCGUGGUGAAUCUGUGGAGAAGGUUGACAUUAGUCAAUGGGAUUGUAGCUGCAGAGGGUGGCAGCUGGCUGGACUGCCAUGCUGUCAUGCUAUUUCUGUUAUUGAGUGCAUUGGUAGAAGUGUAUAUGACUAUUGCUCUAGAUAUUUCAUGGCUGAGAGCUACCGAAAAACAUAUGCAGAUUCAAUUUACCCGAUACCUAAUGUUGAGGGUCCGUUAGAUGGUGAGGAAUUAUUGGUAAGUAUUACACCUCCUCCUGUUAAACGCACUCCAGGAAAACCAGGUAGGCGGGCAAAGUUGAAGCAGGCUGGGUCGUUGGAGCUAAUAAGAAGACAAAUGCAGUGUAGUAAAUGCAAGGGUUUGGGUCACAACAAAAAGACGUGCAAAGUGUUAGAGAAUGCAGACGCAUGAAGCAUUAUGAACUCCGGAAGCGCUGUGAGUUCAGUUGGUUUCUUGUUAGGUUAAUGACUGUCAUGAUUACACCGAAACAAACAAUAGCUGGUUAGUCAUUGUAUAUGUUCUGCAAUUUUUGCUUCACAUCUACUAGAAGUUGGAAAAAGUCAAAUCUUUGUUACAUUAUGAGAUCUCAAUACUGUAGUCAAAAUUUUCGGGAUUCCUUAGGGCGUGAAAGCAUUCCAUCAGGCUUCCCGCUGAAGGAUGUGUUCAAGUCGCUUCUUUUCUGCUUUCAUCUGAGGCCAAUAAAAUCGAGCGCCAAGCAAUGCCAAGCAAUGCCAUUGUUCGGUGCUGACUGGGAUGUCCUGCCCAAGGGGCAAGUCCAGAUUCCAGUUAAAUUCAAAUUUGUUGGUUCAUCUAAUUACAUCCAAUUGCACUCAGUGAUGUUUGUGCCAUGUUAAGAACUCUUCUGGAUGUAGUGUUUUAAGUCGUGAGAGCAUAGAGGGAGUGAGAUGACACUGAAUGAAGCCUAUACACAACUUUUAGUCAUUGUUUGGUUCAACUAGUGAAAAAGUGUGAUUUGAAGAUGAUUUAUAGAAUUUCAUGUGCCAUUGUAGAUCGAAUCAUUGUUGUCAAGGUGUCUUUUCUUUGGGAAAAUUAUAAUAUUAGCACACAGCAGCACAAUUAUUCA
Molecule: messenger RNA, 3087 nt
Organism: Erigeron canadensis
Lineage: Eukaryota; Viridiplantae; Streptophyta; Magnoliopsida; Asterales; Asteraceae
Exons: 5
Coding region: 135-2414 (759 amino acids)
Molecular function (GO): zinc ion binding; protein binding
Source: RefSeq, a predicted model, not a curated record